ACAUCCAAACAUAAAGCAAAAGAUCACUUUAUUUUGCUUCGAUCUGUAAUUAGCAGAUACAGCGCCUAGCCAUGUCCAUGGCUGCCGCUACUUGCGACAAGGGCUUCUCUCGCAGUUAUAUGAUACUGAAACCAGAGGAAGUGCGUUUCUUCGAUCUCAUUCACAUACUGUUUUCCAGUGACGUAGGGAAAAGGGACUUUGUGGACAGCGCUGGUCCUGAUGGCACGGAGGAAAGCUUUCAUCGGAGGUGGCUCAUAUUCGUCUCCAUAGUUGCCCAGAAAUUCCUGCAAUUUGUGGCAAAGCCGCUGGGAUUUGUUGGAUCGGUGAUUGAGACGUGGCUGAACCUUGUUUCAAGUAAUCGCAGCUUGGGUAGGCUUUUCCUAAAUCUCUUUCAAGGGAGUGUGCAAAAAGUACCGGAUAAAUCAUCAGCAAAUUUCUUGUCGUUUAUUGGUAAUUUGGACAAGCGAUUGGAGUUGGACUGUAGCAUCAAGUGUGGAGAUGGUAAGUAUCAUGCGGCACUGUCUAUGAUGGCCUCUAAAGCAUCGUAUGAGAACAGAUCCUAUCUCGAAGCUACGGUCAAGGAUCAAUGGAAGAUGGAGUUCGUGGACUCUUAUGAUUUCUGGAACGAUUAUCAAGAAAAAGCCACAACACAAGCCUUUGUGCUUCGAGAUAAAAACGAAGGGCAGGAUACUAUUGUUGUGGCCUUUAGAGGAACCGAACCCUUUGAUUCAGAUGCAUGGUGUUCUGACUUUGACAUCUCCUGGUAUGAACUUCCUGAAGUCGGAAGAAUCCAUGGCGGCUUCAUGAAAGCCCUAGGGUUGCAGAAGAAUGUUGGCUGGCCUAAGGAAUUAGGUAAACAAGACGACAGCCCCCCAAAAUUAUUAGCGUACUAUGCCAUUAGAGACCUGUUAAAAGAACUUUUGAAACAAAACGACCAGGCAAGGUAUAUAUUGACGGGCCACAGUAUGGGUGGGUCUUUAGCAAUUCUCUUUCCGGCAAUAUUGUUAAUGCACGAGGAGAAAUUGUUGUUGGAGCGGUUGGAUGGUGUUUAUACGUAUGGGCAGCCUAGGGUUGGAGAUGUAAACUUUGGUAACUUUAUGGAAAAACAUCUGGAGGAAUACAAAAUACGGUAUUUUAGGUUUGUUUACAGCAAUGAUCUGGUGCCUAGGUUGCCCUACGAUGACAAAACACUGAUGUUCAAGCACUUUGGGACAUGCCUCUACUAUAAUACAGCAUACGAAGGAAAGAUUGUUUAUGAGGAACCAAACAAGAACUAUUUCUCACCCCUGGGAGCCAUUCCUAUGAUGCUAACUGCAUUUCGGGAGCUGUUCAGAAGCUUUACAAUCAAGUAUACAAGGGGACCGGAGUACAGAGAAAGCUCGCUCCUCAAAAUAUUUAGGGUAAUUGGUUUGAUAAUUCCAGGAAUACCAGCUCAUUGCCCACAAGAUUAUGUAAAUGCUACUCGAUUGGGACCCUCUGACUUAUUUCUCCCACGUCCCAAGGACCCAAAAAACCAAUCAAAAGUAGUUCAUGAAAACAUGACUGCGUGCCCAACACAGUUUUAGGAGUACUUGUUAUCAUGGCUGGCGUUGUUAGCUUGUCCUGAUCAUGAAGUAGUAUUGCAUUAUAAUUUGGUGUGGUUUGAUCUAAUUAAGGAUGGGAUUAUGGUAUUAAAUGAAGUUUUAGCUCGGAAACUGGAAAUCGAUCGAUCCCAUGUUUGGAAUUAAGUCUGUGCAGUACUAUAAUAUUAUUAUAUGUAAAUGAUCACCUCGAUCAGUACUGCUCCGUCCAGAAUCAGUCAUAUUGAUGUAUGCAUGCCUCCAAUAAAAUUAGAAUUAAUUAGCUUAUUAUUAA
Molecule: messenger RNA, 1854 nt
Organism: Juglans regia (Persian walnut)
Lineage: Eukaryota; Viridiplantae; Streptophyta; Magnoliopsida; Fagales; Juglandaceae
Product: triacylglycerol lipase OBL1-like
Exons: 5
Coding region: 72-1565 (497 amino acids)
Biological process (GO): lipid metabolic process
Molecular function (GO): triacylglycerol lipase activity
Source: RefSeq, a predicted model, not a curated record